Zymoseptoria tritici IPO323 is the source of this 909-nucleotide messenger RNA. RefSeq lists its product as uncharacterized. The record is from RefSeq and is a predicted model, not a curated record. The transcript is spliced from 6 exons. The coding region runs from base 1 to 909 and encodes 302 amino acids. NCBI's taxonomy places the organism in Eukaryota, Fungi, Ascomycota, Dothideomycetes, Mycosphaerellales, Mycosphaerellaceae.
AUGAAGCUCUCCGCAGUCCUCGCACUGAUCCCCCUGGCAGUCGCCCUCCCCAACCUCCACAUUGAGCGAGACGACACCGAAGGGAACUUGGCCGGCCAUCAUCCCCCAGGUGUUGGUCAUCAUCCCCAAGGCUCAGGGAUCAAGCCAUACUACCUUGAAUGGCACUACUCCAACAACUUCGUGACUGUCGGCGACACGAAUCUCUUCCAAGCCAUCUCGCAAGUCGGCUCCACCCGCGGAGAUGGCACGGGGAUCCAGACCGACGACACGUACAAGGCAUACGGCGCAGACAAAGCUUGCGUCUACAAAGAGGAGUAUGAUCCCAAUCUUGAUGUUACGGUCAAGCUCAGUGGCGAGUGGGGCGUUGUGUCCGGCAUCGAUGGCUUUACCGUGCGCAAUCAGUUGGUCAAGUCCAUGAUGGACUUGGUGGAACAAAUCCAAGAGGCGGACGGCGACAUCUGGAAAGACUGCGCGCAAAGUUGCGGGCCUAUAGGGGGCUGCAGCGAUGAUCCGAGCGCUUUGUGCGGAGGCCAUCGUCCGGCUGUACAGCACUUUGGCAUGCAGCAGACAUGGGCAAAGUCGAUUUUGUCCGCCGAAUACUUGAGAGACCAGCUGUCCAAUAACAUGAGCAAACAUGCGCACCGCUCUUGCAACAUCCUGGAGAAGAUCGAUGACCGUGCUUGCGCGAGCAUGAGAGGCGGGCAAGACGUCAUAACUACUGGGGGCGCAUUCGAGUCGCUGAAACAGCGAGGGCAGAUUAUGGCAACUUUCACACAUACCAACUCGCAGUCGAUUGCAGAGGGACACUUCGAGUCUUUCCAACGACAUCAACAAGUCGCUUCGAAUUUGGCAGUUGCAGGCCGCACAAUGGUUUGGGGAAAGCUGACGGCACCUGUCUUUGCAUCUUGA